This is a messenger RNA of Limulus polyphemus (Atlantic horseshoe crab), 1844 nucleotides long. Its product is annotated as PTB domain-containing engulfment adapter protein 1-like. The transcript is spliced from 12 exons. The coding region runs from base 539 to 1705 and encodes 388 amino acids. Lineage: Eukaryota; Metazoa; Arthropoda; Merostomata; Xiphosura; Limulidae. The record is from RefSeq and is a predicted model, not a curated record.
AUUUUCUUCUCGCAAGUAUAGCCCGCCCUUGUCUCUGUUACUUAAACACUUCCGCAUGAGUUAUAUCAGUCCAUUGUUUUCCGCUAGAGCUAAAUGACGUGUUUCUGUAUUGACGUUGCUUACAAAGUGUGACUAGAGUAUGUUACUCGUUACAUUCCACCUACAACACCGUGACAUUGAGGAGCUACGAGACUCCGUGCUUAUCUAUCAGGUGGCUGUCUUUACUCUUUUUGUACAGUACAGUAUAUUGGCUAUUCCGAAAGACAACAUUUGAACACUUAGGUAUUUUCAAGGAGGCCGGUGACUCACAGUUGAAACAGUGCAGUUUCUAGAGCUCCCAGGAAGGCAAACAAGAGACUCUUCAUUAUCCUUAAGGCUGCAAAGACAAACAUACAUUUCUGAAUGUGUAAAAUUAUCAAAAUUAGACAUAUCAAAUUGUUCAAAACAGUUCAUUUUAAGAAGCAAAGUUUGACUUGACUGUCAGAAAGCUAGAACUUGGUGGUAUUUUGUACAAUUUUUCAGUUUGGAUUUUUGCAACAUGAUUAGGCAAUCUGGACUCCUCAAAUGGACACAAAACAACAAAAUUGGGAAAAAGGAAGGAACACGACGUUGGGUUCAUCUACCUGAAUCUUUACAAACUGGCCAUGUUGCUUAUCUUGUUAAGUUUUUAGGUAACACAGUGGUUGACCAGCCUAAAGGAAUUCAUGUUGUUAAAGAGGGAAUUAGAAAGCUUAAGUUUUCACAACAGCUGAAAAAGUCAGAAGGAGGAAAGACUCCUAAAGUUGAGCUUACUAUAUCUGUGGAUGGAGUAGCCAUUCAAGACAUAAAGACUAAGAGAAUAUUUCAUCAGUUUCCUUUGCAUCAGAUCUCUUAUUGUGCUGAUGACAAAUCAGAUAAAAAGUUUUUCACUUUUAUCGCAAAAGAAGAGAACUCUAAGAAACAUAACUGCUUUGUGUUUGUCAGUGAAAAGCUGGCAGAAGAGAUUACACUGACUAUAGGGCAAGCUUUUGACUUAGCAUACCGUCAAUUUUUAGAGACAUCAGGCAAAGAUUUGGAGAUGAAGAGACAACAGAUGAUUCUUCAAAAAAGGAUUCAAGAGCUUGAAACAGAGAAUGCAAAUCUUCGUGGAAAACUUCAGCAGCUGCAGCCAGAACAGAAGCAAAAUGGAAUUCCAAAAAAUAAUUCAGAGAAUUCAAGUUUCGUCAUUGUCAAUGAAAAAACAACAAGUAGUCUUGAAGAAAAAACCAAGCCCAUACCUCCGUCAAUCCAACCCCCUCCUUCUGUGCCUCGAAGAAACAUUGAACGUACUUUAUCUAAGUCUCAAAAUUUUCUCAUUGAGUUUACAGAGUUGCCAUCUGAUGGCAUUGGUGAUAACAAAACAUCAAAUAAUAUAAAUUUUGGUGAGUUUGAAGAUUUUAACCCUAGAGAAGAACAAGAUAAAAUGAAUGGAAAUGGGCAUCUAGAAAAUGGAGUACAUGAAAAGGACGUAUUUACUCCAAUUCCAUUCAGUUCACCUCAGAGUGACCCAUUUGGAAUGGGGGAUUUCCAGCCUUCAUUUCUAGACACAAAAGAGCUGGAAACAGCUAUUGGAGCAAUUGACAAGAGAUUAUCUGAAAUGAGGGUGGGAUUUAGCCGAGGACUUUCGUUUGGAAAUGAUGACUUUUCAUUGGAAACAUUAGAUCCUUUGUACAACAAAACUUCGUAAUCAACUACGUAUAUAAAUUUAGAAAACUUAAAACAACUAUCAUUAAUAGUGAUAUUGAAAUGGCUUCAUUACUAAGUCAAGUGUUAUGGUUGUACUAUAAGGAGAAACCUAUGAAAAAAAUAAAGAUGUUUUAUAAUAC